AAAAGAAUCCAACAUUCCUCCCCGACAGACAGAGGCUGCUCUCCCACACCCCUAAAACAGAACUAUAAACAGAGGCUUCUUCAGCUCCAGAUGGGAGACUGACAGCACACAAAGCGGCCGAUUCAGAAGAGCUGGUGGGUGGGGAGCUGUAUAUACCUGGCGAGGAGUAAUUUGAAAAAUGGCGUCAUAGUUGGACUUUACAGUGCUUUUGUCGACAUAUAUUCACAGUAUGAGCCAGCCGCCGCGCUCGAACCGGGGACACCGGGAGAGAAACGGAGAGCACCGGGAGAGAAACGGAGAGCACCGAAACUACCGGGACUCCAACGAUGACGGGUCUUCCUCCAGACCCCCAUACUACCCCAGAGAGACCGACCCCCCUCCCAAACAUGUGCGGGAACGGGAAGCCCCUCGAGAGGAGCACCACGAGUCCAAAUGCUCACACAUUUGCUCCAGGAGAGGCAUCAUGCUGAUCUGUGCCGUCCUCACCAACAGCCUGGUUCUGAUCUGCCUGAUUGCAGCCCACAUGGUGUCCUCGGGCAUGUCCUCGGGGGGCGGGCUGGGGGGCUUCGACAUGAACUCCAACUUCAACCUGCAGGGCACGGAGCUGCAGAAGGCGCGGGAGCUGGACAUGCAGUACAGCCAGAUGAGGGCGCCGGGCCUCUACGGGGGGAUCCCCUUCUGCCUCACCCUCGGGGUCCUCUCGCUGCUGUUCGUGGUGGCCGGGAACAAACCCCCCCACCACAUGUCCCGGAAGCUUCUGUACGGAGCACUGGUGUUCCAGGCGGUGGGAGCGGUGGUCUACGUGGUGGCCGUGGGGCUCUACCUGCACUUCAUCAUCAGGGUGAACGCCACUGAUGUGUGUCAGCAGCGCGCCAGGAUUUACGGAGGGAGGGGCUACACCUGGAUGAACUGCGAUGUGGGCGGGGCCGACGCAGCCGUGGCUCUGUUCGGGCUCAUCACGUCCAUUCUGUACGGCGUCGGCACCGUGCUCACCUUCCAGACCAUCCGGGGGGUGAGGCGCUACCUGGAGGAGAGGAAGUGCAGAGAGGCGGAGAAGCAGCAGGCCAGAGCCAACGCACAGAGAGCGCCGCUGAGGGCCGACACCACCUCUGUGUGAGGGGCAGAGAAGGAUCACAGAUAGUUCUGGUAUCAUGAAGCUGGCUCACUUGACUGGGGUAUAUCACCAUGGAAACCUACUCUGCUCUGUAUCAGGUUAUGUUCAGAGCAUCAGAACCUGGAAGAAAUUGAGUAAUCAUUCCUAAAGGAUCGUCACUUGGAUAAAAGGAAUGAGUUUACAAUAAUGGGACGGAGCAUUAGAGACAUUUUUAUAGAUGGUGCAUACUACGGAGGCCCUGGGAGGCCAUGAAGGGAUUAUUUUUCAGAACAACUUUUGUGUUCCCCUUUUUCUUUGUUUUGAAACAUCUUGCAAAUGGUAAAUACACUGCAUUAAUCGAACCCUUUACAACCCCUCAAAGGGCUUUUACAUAUACAAGUCAGCAUUCACACACACACAUUUUCUUACUGGGUUCAAACUAAUUCCCCUAGUGACCUUUCUAAGCGCUGUAUAAUACCAUGGUGAUUUUGUUGUAGAUAGAUGAAUAGGGGACUUACAAAACUCAAAUGAAUGAUGCUAAUAGCUGCCUAUUAAGUGCCUUUUAAUGCUGGUAUCCUUCCCUACAGCUCAGGAUAACGGGUGUUGAGAAUGUUAAGACUCAAUACCCUCGGUCAAUGUUAGAGGACAACAAACAUGCACUCCAAAUAUUAAAUGCAAUAUGUUUGUAAUUGAUUUGGGACCAGUGUUGGGUUUAGUUAUGUGCUUUUUGAAUUCCAUGUCACAUUAAAUUCUUCUUCUGCUGUCCUUGGCUCUUUAGCUUUAGUCCUUUGUGACAGUAUGGGCACAUGUAGAAGUACAUUUUUCAUGUGAACGGUUUGUUUGUUGGAUUGUUUUAACUCAGGCCUGGAUUUUCUAAAUGUUUAAAUUAAUGUUUUUGUAUCAAUGUUUGUUUGAUAAUGCCACCUUUUUGAUAUUGAUAAUGUACAUGAAUGUAUCUACUCAAAUUAAACCUAUCAAACAUU
Gymnodraco acuticeps is the source of this 2076-nucleotide messenger RNA. RefSeq lists its product as uncharacterized. Gene Ontology annotation, cellular component: membrane. Lineage: Eukaryota; Metazoa; Chordata; Actinopteri; Perciformes; Bathydraconidae. The record is from RefSeq and is a predicted model, not a curated record.